Molecule: messenger RNA, 816 nt
Organism: Pongo pygmaeus (Bornean orangutan)
Lineage: Eukaryota; Metazoa; Chordata; Mammalia; Primates; Hominidae
Product: olfactory receptor 4F17
Exons: 1
Coding region: 1-816 (271 amino acids)
Biological process (GO): G protein-coupled receptor signaling pathway
Cellular component (GO): membrane
Molecular function (GO): G protein-coupled receptor activity; olfactory receptor activity
Source: RefSeq, a predicted model, not a curated record
AUGUUGUUUUUUGUAUUCUAUGGAGGAAUCGUGUUUGGAAACCUUCUUAUUGUCAUAAUAGUGGUAUCUGACUCGCACCUUCACUCUCCCAUGUACUUCCUGCUAGCCAACCUCUCACUCAUUGAUCUGUCUCUGUCUUCAGUCACAGCCCCCAAGAUGAUUACUGACUUUUUCAGCCAGUGCAAAGUCAUCUCUUUCAAGGGCUGCCUUGUUCAGAUAUUUCUCCUUCACUUCUUUGGUGGGAGUGAGUUGGUGAUCCUCCUAGCCAUGGGCUUUGACAGAUAUAUAGCAAUAUGCAAACCCCUACACUAUACUACAAUUAUGUGUGGCAAUGCAUGUGCCGGCAUUAUGGCUGUUGCAUGGGGAAUUGGCUUUCUCCAUUCGGUGAGCCAGUUGGCCUUUGCCGUGCACUUACCCUUCUGUGGUCCCAAUGAGGUCGAUAGUUUUUAUUGUGACCUUCCUAGGGUAAUCAAACUUGCCUGUACAGAUACCUACAGGCUAGAUAUUAUGGUCAUUGCUAACAGUGGUGUGCUCACUGUGUGUUCUUUUGUUCUUCUAAUCAUCUCAUACACCAUCAUCCUAAUGACCAUCCAGUGUCGCCCUUCAGAUAAGUCAUCCAAAGCUCUGUCCACUUUGACUGCUCACAUCACAGUAGUUCUUUUGUUCUUUGGACCAUGUGUCUUUAUUUAUGCCUGGCCAUUCCUCAUCAAGUCAUUAGAUAAAUUCCUUGCUGUAUUUUAUUCUGUGAUUACCCCUCUCUUGAACCCAAUUAUAUACACACUGAGGAACAAAGACAUGAAGAGUGCAAUAAGAUGA